This is a messenger RNA of Astyanax mexicanus (Mexican tetra), 1068 nucleotides long. RefSeq names its product nucleoside-triphosphatase, cancer-related (gene ntpcr). Bases 71 to 634 code for a protein of 187 amino acids. Gene Ontology annotation, molecular function: ATP hydrolysis activity. The record is from RefSeq and is a predicted model, not a curated record. NCBI's taxonomy places the organism in Eukaryota, Metazoa, Chordata, Actinopteri, Characiformes, Acestrorhamphidae. The transcript is spliced from 5 exons.
GACGCACCAGCAGUGCGCAUGCGCAUGAAAUACCCACACAGGAAGUUGUUUUGCAGCUGUAAAUAGAGCCAUGCUGAAGCACGUGUUCCUCACAGGCUCUCCAGGCGUGGGGAAAACCACGCUAGUGCAGGAAGUGUGUAAGUCGCUGGUUUCUGCAGACGUGAGCGUCCACGGCUUUUACACAGAAGAGCUGAGAGAGAGGGGGAAGAGGGUGGGCUUUGAUGUCGUGAGCCUAACAGGAGAGAGAGGACCCCUGUCCAGAGUCGGGACUGAUAUCCCGGCUGGCAGGCGUGAGUACAGGGUCGGCCAGUAUGUUGUUGACCUUCCCUCGUUUGAGAAUGUUGUUUUGCCACUUUUUCAAAAUGUAGGUAAGGGCAGUAGAAGUUUGUUUAUCAUAGAUGAGAUUGGAAAGAUGGAACUCUUCAGUCAAGCAUUUAUUCGUGCUGUGAGACAAGCGCUGGACAACUCGGCCUGUUCCAUCCUGGGAACCAUUCCCGUUCCUAAAGGAAAACCCCUGGGUCUGGUAGAGGAGAUUCGAGCAAGGAAGGAUGCUAAAGUCUUUAUUGUUACAAGGGAGAACAGAGAUACUAUUAUUAGUGAAAUUUUGGUUGCAGUAAAGGAAUGUCUGAAAUAAACAACAUGCCAAAAGAACAGCGGCCAACAGUCAACCUUUUUUUGUUUGUUUAUUAAAACAUGUUUUUGUAACAUUCUAAUCUUCACAUUAGAGAAUAGUGUUCUUGCUCUCUUCUGCCUGUUAUUUCUUAGAACAAUGUAGCACUUUGUAAUAUAUUUAAAAAAAAAAUUGCAAAGUGAGCAUGUAUUAUUUAAUGUACUUUCAAGGUGGUUUUCUUUGAUAAGUUUUUGAGGCAUUGCAUGUAAUGUAAAUUAUUUUGAUCUGUUGCUGAUGUAAACAGAGAUAUUUGUGCAUUUUUGUAGCAGUUAUUAAAUUCUGACUUCAACAGUUGGAGGGAGAGAAGAGAUUUUUCUUAUGUAUCCUCAUGUAACUUUUAUAUCAUGUAACAUAUUUUUUGCGCAGUAAGGCUAAAAAUAAACAUCUAUUUUCUGGUC